Phalaenopsis equestris is the source of this 2503-nucleotide messenger RNA. Its product is annotated as berberine bridge enzyme-like 8. The coding region runs from base 24 to 1634 and encodes 536 amino acids. Lineage: Eukaryota; Viridiplantae; Streptophyta; Magnoliopsida; Asparagales; Orchidaceae. The transcript has 2 exons. The record is from RefSeq and is a predicted model, not a curated record. Gene Ontology annotation, molecular function: FAD binding; oxidoreductase activity.
GCUCACUACCCCAAGAAAAAACCAUGGUCCCUGUUCUCUUCAUCCUGAUCUCGAACCUACUUGCAGUUUCUUCCACUACCACCACAUCCAUCCAAUCCUUUAUUCAAUGCUUCACCAAUCAAAACAAUAACUCAAAUCCCCUCUCCUUCCCCAACACCACUUCCUACCACUCCAUCCUCCUCUCCUCCGUCCAGAACCAACGCUUCCUCAUCUCGCCAUCCUCCUAUAAACCAUCUCUCAUCGUCUCAGCCACCACCGCAUCCCAAGUCCAAGCUGCCAUCACCUGUGCACGCGCCGCCAGCCUCCGUCUCCGCACCCGCAGCGGUGGCCACGACUAUGAAGGCAUGUCUUACUCCGCCUUCAAAGGCCCUGACUCCACUCCCUUCAUAUCCCUCGACCUCUCCGGUCUCCGCUCCAUAUCCAUCGACGCAAGCUCAAAGACCGGUUGGGUUCAAGCCGGCGCUACGUUGGGCGAACUAUACUACGCCAUAGCCAAAAAGAGCAAAACUUUAGCCUUUCCAGCUGGCCUCUGCUCAACUGUUGGCGUAGGCGGUCAUUUGAGCGCAGGCGGGAUCGGUACAUUAACACGGAAGUAUGGCGCCUCCGUAGACAACAUCAUAGACGCACAGCUCGUCGAUGUAAAUGGCCGCUUGUUCAAUCGGAAGGCUAUGGGAGAGGAUCUCUUCUGGGCGAUCCGUGGCGCUGGUUCCGCAGGAUACGGCGUGAUAAUCGCUUUCAAAAUCAAGCUCGUAGUCGUCCCGCCAGUCGUGACGGCUUUCAACGUAGGAAGGACGUUGAGACAGAACGCCACAAAAGUGGUGGCGAGAUGGCAGGAGCUGGCUCACCAGUUCGAUGUGAAUCUCUACAUCCGCGUGAUAGCUCAAGCCAGCACCGACAUGGAUGGGAGUAAAACGAUACAAGUUACUUUUAACUCACUUUACCUCGGCCGACAGGAGGAGUUAAUCCCCUUAGCGAAGCGGAGUUUUCCAGAGCUUGGUUUGAAGACCACCGACUGCACUGAAAUGAGUUGGAUUGAGUCAGUUCAAUUCUUAUACAGCGGCAGUGGGAAGACAUUGGAGAUGAUGUUGGACAGAAAGCCGGAGUUUAAUAGCUCUUUUAAGGGAACAUCAGACUUUGUUCAGCACCCCAUAGCAGAAGGUAGGAUAGAGGAGAUUUGGAAGUUUAUGAUAGAAGCUAAUGAUGAGCCGUUGGUGCUUAUACUUGACCCUAUGGGGGGGAGAAUAAGUGAGAUCAAGGAGGAUGCUACAGCUUUUCCUCACAGAAAGGGAAAUAUUUAUAAUUUGCAGUAUUUUAUGAGAUGGUUUGAGACAGAGGAAGGCUUGACUGAGAAGCAUUUGAUAUGGAUGAGGAAGUUUUAUGAGUUCAUGACACCUUAUGUGUCGAGUAAGCCGAGGGCAGCUUAUUAUAAUUAUAAGGAUAUUGAUCUGGGAAGGAAUGUGGAGGGGAGGGUGACGAGUUAUUGGGAGGCUAGAGUUUGGGGGACAAAGUAUUUUAAGGGAAAUUUUUGGAGGUUAGCGAAGGUGAAGGCUAAGGUGGAUCCAGAGAAUUUUUUCUGGAACGAACAGAGUAUUCCAGUGUUGCAAAGUCUUGGUGUCCUCAGGGAAUUCUUUUGAUCUGCGCUUGAUGAAAAGUUGUAAAAUGAAAUAAAUGAUAAAGGGGACAAGCACUAUCAAGGAUAUGUUGAUUUCAUGUGUAAAAUGAGUUCCCACAAAUCGAGCGAAAAGGAAGAACACUAGACUGCAUUUAUCAUUUCUUGGGACAAGCUCUGCUCGCUCCCACAAGAAUCCUGGCGUCUCCCUCAAAAAAUUUGCAGGCGGACAGGCUUGUAGCUCCUCUCUAAUGGUGUCCAAGCUCGAAAGACUCCUUUCCAACGUGAAUUUGAAAGAUCUCCCAUCUGCCUCUGCCUUACCUCCAAGCCAAAGGAGCUUGCCCUGAGCUCUGGUUUGCCUCCAACUCUGCUCUACCUCGACUGUGACACUAUCAAGAUUCAUCAAUAAACAUGAGAAAGAUCAUCUCAGCUCUUGUUGAUAUCCUUGUUCCUCUGCUUUAGAUCAUCACGACUCCUGCUCUCUCCUUGCUCCGCCUCUCGUAUGAAAAGAUGAAUAGGGUUAUUACUAUCUAAAGCUUUCAUAUUUAAUUACUUACCUAUGUAAUGUCAUUUGUAGCCUUGUGGCUAUUUAAAAGUAUGCCACUCCGUUGUUUAUGAAUGUACCUGUAAUCAACAGAACAAUAUAGAAAAGAUUAAUAGAUUGUUUCUCCUCUUUCUUCUUCAUCUUUAUAGACACCAUCUAGGGCAUCAGCUUCAUCUCGGAUGAGUUUUUUCUCUACCAAGGCUUCAUCCGCAAAGAGGUAGUCACAUGUGCUAGAGUUUUGCCAAGGAUUGUUUGUGUGGCCAUAGGAAUUUUUUCCAGCAUCAUAUUUUUCUUGUUUUAUAUUUUAAUUUUAGUCGUUCAUGGAUUUCUUGCUAUGAUAAACAAUUUUU